Molecule: messenger RNA, 9735 nt
Organism: Lemur catta (Ring-tailed lemur)
Lineage: Eukaryota; Metazoa; Chordata; Mammalia; Primates; Lemuridae
Gene: AKAP11
Product: A-kinase anchoring protein 11
Exons: 12
Coding region: 131-5827 (1898 amino acids)
Biological process (GO): intracellular protein localization
Cellular component (GO): cytoplasm
Molecular function (GO): protein kinase A binding
Source: RefSeq, a predicted model, not a curated record
CCAGCCUGUUCGCCCGGCUCGUGCGACUGGUCGUUGCGGGCCGGUGACAUGCCUGUGAGCUGCGGAGGCUGCGGCCCCAGGUGUUUUGUAGAUUAAUUCUUCAUUGAUUACAUACGACAGCAAUAUAGUUAUGGCGACCUUCCAGCCUUUCAGAAACAGUCACGUGAAGACUAGAGCAUCUGUCAGAAAAAGCUUCAGUGAAGAUGUGUUCCAGUCUGUAAAGUCGUUACUACAGAGUGAGAAGAAACUGUGUAGUGUAUCAGCAGAGGACAGUUUAAAGCAGGAUGAACAUGCCAAUUUAACUGAGGUCACCUUUCUGGGUUUUAAUGAAGAGACAGAUGCUGCUCAUAUACAGGAUUUAGCUGCAGUUUCUUUGGAACUUCCAGAUCUUCUGAAUUCACUUCACUUCUGCAGUCUAAAUGAAAAUGAAAUUAUUUGUAUGAAGGAUAUAAAUAAAUCAUCAGAUAUAAGCAGUGCUCCUCUAAAUCAGAGUCAUCAUUCUGAAAUGCUUUGUGUCAUGAGAGUAUCACCUACAUUACCAAGAUUCAGAAUUGAUUUCAUCUUUAGUCUCCUAAGUAAAUAUGCUACUGGUAUGAGAUACACCCUGGACACGUACUCACAUCAGAAGUGCCAACUUGAGACCACUAAUGAAGAUGAUGAUGAUACUAACCAGUCCGUGUCUUCCAUAGAGGAUGACUUUGUCACUGCUUUUGAGCACUUAGAGGAAGAAGAGACUUUAAAGCCAUUUAGUGAUGGAAUAAACAUUGCUACGCUUAGAAGCCAGUGUGAUGCCGCUGCACAGACUGUUUCUGGUCCCCAUGUAGAAACCCAUGAUUUAAGGAUUCUGGUUAGCUCUGGACGGCAGAAAUCAUUAGCUAAACCCUCAAAUUCCUUAACAAAUGUUCAGGGACAUAAAGAACUACCUUCUGUGAAAACUUCAGUCACAACAUCAAUUUCAGAGCCUUGGAUCCAAAAGAGUUUCUAUAGGUCAUCUAAUGCUUCAGAUAAAGGUAGUGAUACACAGAAAAUGUUUUUUUCUUCGUCUCCUGCCUACUCAUCUGAAUCAGAAUGCUCAAGUCCAAGUCCUGUUAUUUUCUUGGAUGAAGAGGGAUAUCAAAAAAGUUUAAAAGCAAAACUUGAGUUGCCUAAAAUUCCUGUGAUGAAAGAUGAUAUAGAGGAUUCAGACUCAGAAGUAAGUGAAUUUUUUGAUAGCUUUGAUCAGUUUGAUGAACUAGAACAAACUCUAGAGACUUCUUGUCUAUUUAUAAAAGAUCCUAUCAUAGGGACGUCAUCACAAAAGAAAGGGCAUAAACAUGGAAAAUGUUGUAUGAAUCCUCAAAAAUUUAAGUUCGAUCGUCCAGCACUCCCAGCUAAUGUUAGAAAGCCAACUCCUCGUAAACCAGAAUCUCCGUACGGUAACCCGUGUGAUGUUCCAGAUUCUCCUCGCCCAGUGAAGGCAACCGGGGAAGAUAGUGGUUUGUUUAGCCCUAUUCGAUCCUCUGCAUUUAGUCCUCUUGGAGGCUGCACUCCAGCUGAGUGUUGUUGCCUAGCAGAUAAUGGUGGAGAUACAAUCCAUGAAAAUCAUGAUUCUGUGUAUUACACCUAUGAAGAUUAUGCAGAUAGUGUUUCUUGUGAAGUACUAGGCUCAGUUCUUCACACCCAACAUGCUAAUGCCAUAUCAAACAUUAAUAGUUCUAAAAGUGGAGAAAACAAAACUGUGGCUCUUAAGCAUGGAAACCUUGAUCAAAAAAGUAAAUCGAAAAACAAAUCCUUAAUGAUUAAAGAUAGCAUUCAGAAAUUUGCAGCAGAUCUCGUGGAAAAAAGUUUUGGCGGUGCAUUUAAAGACUUACAGAAAGGAGUUUCUUCAUGUACCAAUGCGUUAUGCCACUUAGCCAUCAAAUUGACAUCAUCUGUUUUUCAGAUGGCAUUUAAUGAACUGAGAAGGCAGCGUGCAUUUUCACUGAAAGAACGUGCCAUUAGUGGCCUGGCUAAUUUUUUGGUGAGUGAAGCUUUAUCAAAUGCCUUAAAAGACUUACAGUAUGUAAAGAAGCAGAUAUUUACAAAUACAGUUGCUAGGUUUGCUGCAGAUCUUGCUGAAGAGCUGGUUUUUGAAGGCAUCAUGGAAGUGUGUCAAUUUUCAUAUCCUCCAACACCUGCAUCUCCACAGUGUGGGUCGUUUGACUUUGAAGACAAAGUAGUGAAGUCGUAUGCAAAAGAUUUGUCUGAAUCUGUAAUACAGGAAGCAUUCAUUGAGCUAUCACAAGUUGAUGUGACCUUCACAACAAAGGCAGCAGUUAGUGUCUCUACAGAUAACAUCAAGUAUGUGAGUGCAGCAAGUGGAGUGCCAUCGGCACAAACAGUCACGUUUUCCCCUUCUUUUCACAGUCAAGCAGUUACGGUGACAAAACCAAUGCAGGAACAUAAAAAGGAAUACACAGUGCAGCAGGCCUUGUUUUGUACAUCUGGAAUUGUUACUUCUAUACCAGUGCCCUUGGCAGGAAGUGCCCUUCUCCCAUAUCAUAUUUCAUCUGGUAUGUAUCAGACAAAGUCUCAUCUGUCAUCUGAUGAUAGUAAUUCAAAUGGUGAUUCUACCCAAGCGCAUGUUACCACAAAAAACAAUGAAGAGGAAGUAGCUUGUCUCCGAAAUAUUUGCUUACCUUCAGAACACAAUCCAGGUAACCAGAAUGAUUUUAAACCAACUAAUGAUGAUGGUGAAAUGCAAAGUUCUUCAAAAUUAACAAGUGACCCCGUGAUAAUUAACAACUUUUCUGCAGCAAUGGUGCAUACGAUAGUAAACGAAACUUUAGACUCAAUGACAUCAUUUGAAGUUACAAAAACAGUUGAUGAACAACACACAGAUUAUUUAACUAAAUCAAUAGAGGGAAAAAACCCUUCUUCCCACUGUGAUCAAGCAACACUGCAACGGAGUGAAGCUAGCAAUAAGGACGUGUUUGCUCACCAAUUAUCUAAAUCUAUUAUUAAACAUUCCAUAGAUAAAAGCAAAUCAGUGAUCCCAAAUAUAGAUAAAAGUGCAGCACAUAAGGAAAGCUUGCCUGUUCCUGGAGAAGAAUCACAGUUGACACUGGAAAAGUUCCCCAAAUUUCUUGACUCUCAAGAUCACAGAACUCACUGUUCACUUUCAGUUGAAAAGGAUUGUGCUCCAGAAUGUAAAGGUUCUAUGGUUCAUGAAUUUUCCUUAGAGACACUACCACCUUUUCCAACUGUGGUGGGCCAGAAACCUGAUUUGAAGGAACUUGCUAAGGAUAAACCAGUGAAAAAGCAUAAUUUGAAAAAUACGUCACUUGAACCCUUUUCUUUUGGACAAGAAAGCACCUUUCCUCAUUCACAUACCUUCUCGUCGGCAGUGCUUACUUGUGUAGAUGGUUUGCAUGUGGAAGAUAAACAGAAAAUCAGAGACAGAAAUGUAAUACCUGAUACUCCUCCAUCAACUCCUCUGGUACCAUCCCAGGCUAGUUCUGAAUGGGAUAUCAAGAAGUUAACCAAAAAGCUCAAGGGGGAAUUGGCCAAAGAAUUUGCUCCUGCUACACCACCUUCUACACCUCACAACUCAUCUGUUGGUAGUUUGUCUGAAAACGAACAAAAUACUAUGGAAAAAGAAGAGUUCAUGUUGAAACUCAUGCGAUCUCUUUCAGAAGAAGUUGAAAGCAGUGAAGGUGAAGAGCAUUCCGAAGUAGAGCACUCAGGGAAGAAAGUUCAGUUUGCAGAAGAAUUAGCUACACGCAUCAUUUCUCUUGCAACUGAAAUGGCAGCUUCCCAUUUAGAUCAUAAAAUAAUUCAAGAACCCAAAGUUAACAGACCUUGCUUAAAUGCACAAAGUCAAAGAAGUAUAUCACCUACUUUUUUAAAUCACUCAGCUGAAAAUUUACAAACAUUGUGCAAUUUUGCAGGUGAUAUGGCAGCAGAAGUCAUUACAGAAGCUGGCAAAAUAGCAAAAGUUAAAAGUUGUAUGCUUUUCAGCCAAAAGAACAGUUUUUAUGUUGAUGGUGACCAAGAUUAUAGAUCAGAAGAGAAUUUGGGACAUAGGGACAUAGAGGCCCUGGCACACCCAAGAGAAAUGGAUCCAUUUGUUCUUUCAUUACCACCAAGUUCUUGUAUGUCAGGUCUGACAUAUAAGUAUCCCAGCUGUGAAAGUGUGACAGAUGAAUAUGCAGGUCACAUUAUCCAAAUACUAAAGCAGGAAGGUGGUAAUAGUGAGUUAAUAAUGGAUCAGUAUGCCAAUAGACUUGCCUACCGAUCUGUUAAAUCAGGAUUGCAAGAAGCAGCUAAGACAACCAAAGUGAAGUGCAGCUCAAAAAUGUUUCCUGUGCAAAGCUUACAGGUGAAAACAAACAAGGAACUGUUGAUGUUCUCAAAUAAAGACUACCACCAGGUAGAUAAAAAAAGACAAAGUAAAAGAAAUGGAGGUUACUUUUGUAAAAAUCAAACUUGUGAAAGGACCCAGGAUAUACAUAGAAAUGAGUGCUCUGAACUGUGUAGUUUUUCAACUUCUCUUGCUCACAGCAUAACAAGAGAUGUUAAAAAAGAGCUUAUAGCAUCUACGGUUGGCUUGCCAAAAUCCUUAACAGAUUCUUGCUUGUAUGAAAAAUCAGUAUGUGAUGAAGAUACUGAGUGUCACGUUGAACCAGAAUUGCCUAAGUCUCUUCAGCCUUCCUCGCAAAAUCACAGGUUUUACCACAGUACAGGCAGCUUAAAUGGAGAGAAUGUUGUUCAAGCUAUAGAACAGUAUGCUAAAAAAGUAGCAGAUGACACUUUAGGGCUAAGUUUAGGAUCCACAGUUUUCCAAGUGUCUGAGACCACAAAAUCAGCAGAUAGGGUCACUUAUGCAGAAAAGUUGUCACCUCUUAUAAGUCAAGCUUGCAGAUAUUGUGACCUUAAAGAACUCCAUGAUUGCACCGGAAAUUCAUCUCCGCACUUUUUCAGACAGGGUUCACUUACAAUUAGUAAGCCAGCUUCUAAUUCAAAAUUUAGCACCAUCUAUCAGAAAUCUAGAAUUUUUCAUCUCGAUGUCCCUCAAAUUCAUGUUAAUCUUGACAAGAAGACAGUGCUUGCUGAGAAGAUAGUUGCUGAAGCUAUUGAAAAAGCAGAGCGAGAGCUGAGCAAUGCCAGCUUGGCAGCUGACAGUGGCAUUGGACAAGAUGGUGCCAGCUUUGCUGAGAGCCUUGCCACAGAAAUAAUGACAUCAGCUGUGACAAACGUUGGACAUGCUGCUAGCAGUUCAAAACAAAUAGAAGACUUUCAGUCAACUGAGUCUUUUGGUAGCCAGCAGAUGAAUCUCAGUAUUGGUGAUGACAGCACUGGUAGCUGGUCCAAUUUAAGUUUUGAAGAUGAACACCAAGAUGAAAGCAGUAGUUUUCAUCAUCUAAGUGAAAGUAAUGGUAACAGCAGUAGCUGGAGCAGUCUUGGUUUAGAAGGAGAUUUGUAUGAGGACAAUUUAUCCUUUCCAACAUCAGACAGUGAUGGACCAGACGUUGAUAAAGAUGAAGAGCAUGAGGACGAUGUAGAAGGUUUGAGGCAAGAUGGAAAGACUCUGCUAAUUACGAAUAUUGACAUGGAGCCAUGCACAGUAGACCCCCAGCUAAGGAUUAUUCUUCAAUGGCUUGUUGCCUCUGAGGCUGAAGUUGCAGAACUUUAUUUUCAUGACUCUGCAAAGAAAGAGUUUAUACUACUUUCAAAACGAUUGCAAGAGAAAGGAUGGAAAGUGGGAGACCUUCUGCAAGCUGUGCUGCAGUACUACGAAGUGAUGGAAGAAACUGCCAACGAGGAGAGAUGCAAGUCACUGUUUGAUUGGCUCUUGGAAAAUGCAUAGAACAAACCCCAAACCAGUAUAUUAUAGUAUUUGUUUUGGGAGGGGAAGAAACAAAGAUGCUUAGGAUAAAAUUUGAAUAGUGAUUAUUAACAUUUUAAGUGAAUUGGGAGGAAAGUAAAUAGAGCUUUUUAAGUGCUUUGUGUCAUCAUACAGUGUAUAUAGUUCAUACUUUUGUAAUCUGUCAAAAUAUUAUCUUCAUGUAUUCUUCUAUACACGUGUGUAGUACGAUAAGACCCUAAGAACAUGUAUUUGAAGGAAGGUCUAACCAUGAGGUUUUCAGGGGCAUUGUCUGACAGCAUUCUUUUUGCAUCCAAAUCGUGCUGCUAGAAGCUGCACUGAAGUGGCUGAGGAUAGGUUCCAGUGAUACAGUUGUAAUUUUGCUCCUUUGCAAACAAAUGGCAUCUCAUUAAUAACUAGUCUGACAUAAAAAAAUAAAAUUGAGGCUAAUUUUUUUUUGGUUUCUGGUAGAUUUUUUGUCUUUUUGUCCUGUUUUUAAAAAUUAAUUUUAUUCUCAUAGUAUUCAGCUAUUGGUAGUUUUUUGAUUUCCCCAAACUAUUUCUUAACAGAAACGUUAAUAUUUUUGGUUUCUAUGAACACUGUGAUAGUUUCCCCAUCCUUUCAUCAAAUGACAUAUUUGCCAAUGCUGACUGCCAAUGCAGUCUUUCUGGCAUGAAAGUGAUGGGGGGUGUGUGUGUGUCCCUGUGUGUGUAAAGGAGUACUUUAACCUUGCUAGUGGUUUGUUCCCUCUUUUAUUUUACUGUUUUCUUUGUUAAAAACCCACUGUUAAUAUUAAAAAGGUGCUUUAAAAUAAAAUGUCUAUAAAGAUUGUGCAGUAAGAAUUUUUAUUUGUCUUUUUGGCUAUUUUGGGGUCCCAGCUUAUCCUGUAAGUGAAAAUUCGAAUUGGAAAACAUUUUGAAAUUUUAAAAAUUAAUAUGGAAAUGCAUUUGGAGAAGCCCAAUAAUUGUUUUCAUUGUUGGAUUUUUGAAAAAAAAAAAUCUCCACUUUACUAAGGAUAAGUUUUUUUCUAGAAAAAAAUGGGAUUUUUCCCCCCUUAUAAAAUUUAUCUGCACUAUUUUGUAAAGUUCUUUGCCAUGAUCUUUCUGGGCUCUACAUUUCCUACUACUUUGUCUUUAGAAACUGCAAGUUGGUGUGAAUAAAGGACCAAGCUUGUGUCUUGGUUUUGUAUGUGUGGGGGUGUGUGUACAUUUUUGAUUCUCCCACUAGCAUAUUUUGUAAUCUAGGGUAAAUCACUUUUUGUGGGAGCUUUGAUUUUUGCUCCUUCACGUUUUCUUUUUUCCUGAGCACUGACUAUUGAAAGCUGCACAAAAUGUAGAAGACAUAGCACCUGCCAGGGAGUAGGGAAUAAGGGCACUUAGUGUUAAUGUGAAUUAAUAAUUAUGGCAGAGAAAUGUGUUUUAUAGUGAGAGAUUCAAAUUUGCUUUUUAAGAAAAAUGCCAAAAGCUAUUUAAAUAUUUUGAGGUUACAUUGUAAGCUUUGGUUUUUCUCAAUUUAAGGUACAGAAAUAGAGCAAGCCUUAAACAUAAAUUUUCCUAAAGUUUCUUCAAGUAUUUUUUAAGGUGGAGAAAUGAAGGAAAUGUAUAACCAGAAUUGUUUCUUCUUUUAGUUUUUCAGAACUUGAGAUGUGGCAGCACUGAACUGAGUUUCUAAACAUUAGGACCAGGAAUGUUUGCUCUUGUUAAUUAUAACAUGGACUAAGUGAUCAUUAAGUUUAGAUUACAUUUUUACAAGUGUCUAAAUAUCAAAUUGUGUUUAGUAACUUGGUUAUAUGUAUAGGUUUGAUCAACGGCAAAAUUGAAUUCUGAAUUUAUUUUAUUAUGAUUUUUUUUGUCAGAAUGUGACCUUGUUUGGAAUUGAUUUCUUUUAAGGUGACAAUAUAUUCGUUUUGUAAAACUUUCUGUGUUUGAAAAUAUUUAUGUUUAUUUCUGUUAAUGGUAUAAUCAUUUCGAGGUGAGGUUUUCCUCAUAUUCUUACUUCCUUUGCAUUUUGCUGGAACCGUGCUAGGUUCGGAGUUUCCUAAUUUAACCACUACCAGUCAGACCAGUCAUUAGGUAUUAGCAUGUGUGGUAGUAUUGGUAGUAAUAAUAAUAGAAGUCCACACUUCAUCAAUUCAGUGCAAGAGCAUAGAGAAAAAUAUUAAGUAUUGGAAGAUGUGAAAAGAAGUGUGAGUUAAGCUUUCUCAUAUAGAGAGGAAACAUUCGGGUUUAGAGCAGUAUCUUUUUAUAAAAUAUAGUCUAAACUUAACUUUCUUUAAAGGCACUUUGUGAUUUUCCAAAGACGUUCUAGAUCUGUUUGGUUGCUCCAUCUUCAGAACAGCUCUGUUGAGGACAACUCUGUCAUAUUUUAUUACAAAUCUGCUUGACAUAUUUAUAUUGUAACUUUGUAAUAUUACCGUUCUGCGCAUUUUGGCCCUUAUGAAAAAUGUCUUUUUCAGAACUGUUAAAGUUGUGAUGUGCAUUGAGCUGAAUUCUCUGUUAACCAAUUUCAAAACCUUCGAGUGAUAUGUGGAAAGAAAGUGAAUGAGACCGCUGAUAGGGGAUUUUCAGAAUCUUAUUUCAGACUGAAAUGUGGCAAUUCUUUCAUGUUCUUCUUUUCCUAAGCCAAGUUUAAAUUACAUUUAUAUUUUUGGUGUUGAUAGUGAUUUUGAAAAUAUUUCCUGAUUUAUACAAAAGGAAUGAUUGAUUUAUAAGUCACAGAAGAAAAGAUAGUAUCUGUUGGAUGGUUUAAUACAAUUUAAUGGUGUUAUAAAAGAGUUUAAGAGUAUUCACUCAGCGAAUAUACAUAACAUCUUUACACUUUGGAAAAUGUUCCACUUACCCUUUCAGAUAGUUGAUGUGAAUUAAUUCAAUUCAUAAUACUUUAAUUUUGCUUAAACAAGGGUUUUACAUUACUGGUAGGAGAAUUUACUUACUUAUUAAAUGCACUAUGUAUAAAGUAAAAGAUAGUUUACUCAUGUGACUUUGACAUUAGGUGACUUUGACAUUAGUGCACGUUUCCCAAAUGCAAAGUUUAAUCUUGAUUCCUCAUCAGAGUCCAGAUUUAAAUGUCUACUUAGUUAAUUAUUUAGCUAAUAUUAUUCUUCCAGAAUUAAUAUAUUCAGUUUCCCACCAAUAUAUCACUUUAAAUUUUAUGUUUUUCAAAGGAAUCUUUCCAUAGAAUUUAAAAAAAAAGGACACAUCCAUACUCAGGAUGUAGGGAAAAUACUUUCCAUUUAAAACCCUGUCCCCCUGUCACCAGCACAAGAGAAUAAGAGUUUCAGUGGGAAUUAUGAAAAUUGUACUAAAGCAAAAAGCAUUUUUUCUCAUUUUCAGCAAAAAUCCUGUAAACAUUUACUCAUUUACUGUAUUCCUGCUCUGAAGAUGCAGAUACAGUGUUAGUCACUCUUGUCACUUUAUUUAUUUUUUUUUUUACCAUCUGUGUACAUUCCUUUCAUAGGUAGUUCUAGAGAUUCUUAUUUUGUUUUUGUUGUGCUAUUUCAAUACUAUUUAAUAUCAAGUUUUAAUAUUGCUGGAUUUGCUACCUUUGGUUACUUGUGCAGUGUUAAAAAAGUAAUCUACAUUCUUGUUUAAUAUACCAGAUAUAUAGCAAAAGCAGCUUUGAAUAAUUAUAGCUGUUUAUUUGGCUGUGCUCAAUUACUACAUUAAGAUUUUGUACUGUGUAACAGUAACUUUUUUUUUGCUCUUCAGUAAUUUAAUAUGUUCACUUACCAAAAUACGAACUUCAGGAUGCACUCAAAUUUUGUUUUUGCAGUGGCUCAAAAAAAAAUUCAGAAAUUUCUUUUGUAAUAAUUUGCAAUUAAUUGUUCUUUUAUCUUACAAUUGUUUAAGCCUGUGAUCUUUCUUCUCCCAACUAAGAGUUCUUCAAUAAAUUUAAGAAAUACCUGUCCUUCA